AUGCUGAUGCGGGUUAUUCUUCUAGGCUUCAAGAAGAAUGUCAACCGGGCGACGACCCAGGUGAUGAUGAAGACUGGCCAUGUUGAGAAGACGAAUGAUCGCGACUAUGAGAUUGAAGAAAGAAGAUAUCGCACAAUGGAAUCCGCUGCAAACAGGCUACAGAAGGAAGCAAAGGGAUACCUGGACUCGUUACGAGGUAAAUACCCAUCGUGCAAUCUUCCUGAGAACCAGCUGCUAACCAGGUUGACAGCCAUGACUGCCUCUCAAAUGCGAAUUGCGGAGACUAUUGAUGCUUUCUAUGGUGAUGCUGGAGCCAAGGACGGCGUGAGCAGAAGCUACAAACAGGCCGUUGAAGAUCUAGAUGCAGAGACAAUAAAGGCACUCGAUGGACCAUACAGAACGACCGUCCUCGACCCUAUUUCUCGUUUCUGCGCAUACUUCCCUGAUAUCAAUGAAUGUAUCAAGAAACGUAACCACAAACUCCUCGACUAUGACUCCAUGCGAGCUAAGGUCAAGAAACUCGUGGAAAAGCCCGACAAGGAUGCCUCCAAGCUACCGCGCGCCGAAAAGGAUGCUGAAAUGGCUAAACAGGCCUAUGACCAAUUAAAUGAACAGCUAUACAACGAGCUACCGCAGCUUAUUGAUCUGCGUGUCCCAUAUCUCGACCCAUCCUUUGAGGCUCUUGUCAAGAUCCAGCUCCGCUUUUGCGCCGAGGCGUACAGCCGCAUGGCCCAGGUCCAGCAGUACCUUGACUCAGACACAAGAGAGGAGUAUGCAUCUGGCAACCUAGACAAUAAGGUUGAACAGGUGCUGCAGGAAAUCAGAGAUUUAAGCAUUGCCGGCACUGUUUGA
This is a messenger RNA of Trichophyton verrucosum HKI 0517, 852 nucleotides long. RefSeq lists its product as uncharacterized. Gene Ontology annotation, molecular function: lipid binding; protein binding. Bases 1 to 852 code for a protein of 283 amino acids. Lineage: Eukaryota; Fungi; Ascomycota; Eurotiomycetes; Onygenales; Arthrodermataceae. The transcript has 3 exons. Gene Ontology annotation, cellular component: mating projection tip; actin cortical patch; Rvs161p-Rvs167p complex. Gene Ontology annotation, biological process: actin cortical patch localization; actin filament organization; endocytosis. The record is from RefSeq and is a predicted model, not a curated record.